AAAGCCGGGCUAGCACACACACAUGCUAAAACAUUAGCAAGCUCAUUUGUGCGAUAGCGCACAAGGAAUGUUUUGUUGGAAAGCUUAGUGUCAACAAUUAUUCCUAAAGAUGUCAGGAUCCAGACCACCAUCCCUGGUGCAUUUGGCGAAUGGGCUUGGCAUAGCAACAACACAAUCCCCAGAUCAUCAUUCGUCAUUCGUGACUCUUCAGGAGUAUCGUUGUGUAUUAAGUUGGUUUCUUGGAUGGGGGCCUUCUCAAAGACAGCAAUUUCUAGAGGACCUUAUAGCAAAAGCUGUACCAGGAAAAGUGUGUAGCCUACUUGCACAGCUAACAACAAUGCAGGUAAAGGACAAGCCUCCCAACAUCUUUGAAUGCCAGCUCCGCCUGUGGACACAGUGGUUUGAGUCAUGGACCGAGGAGGAGCGAAACACCUUCAUCACUCGACUAGAGGAGGCUGAUCCUGCGUUUGUUGCCCAGUUCUAUACAGGCGUGGCCUGCACAGCCGGGACUGUGUAGAUGGCCAGAGAAUCACCAGUGUAUUCCAUGUCUAUUGUACAUGAGCACAUUGAGGAUCAAUGCUGGACAGCUUGCAGGUGAUGUUCUUUAUGUGGCAUGGGGGGGUGGGGGGAUUCAGGUUAGAACUGAGCGAGUCCUCUGGACAGCUUUGGCUGUUGGGGCUACCUUUACCCAAAAUAACCUUCACAGACGUGUGUGUGUGUGUGUGUGUGUGUGUGUGUGUGUGUGUGUGUGUGUGUGUGUGUGUGUGUGUGUGUGUGUGUGUGUGUGUGUGUGUGUGUGUGUGUGUGUGUGUGUACAUAAAUAAUAUAUUUUUGUAUUUUUUGUAUGUUAAAUUUUGACUAAAGUGUACGGACUGCUUUCUUCUCCGUUUGGAAUAAAUAUGACCAAAAAAAUG
Molecule: messenger RNA, 914 nt
Organism: Engraulis encrasicolus (European anchovy)
Lineage: Eukaryota; Metazoa; Chordata; Actinopteri; Clupeiformes; Engraulidae
Gene: c16h14orf119
Product: chromosome 16 C14orf119 homolog
Exons: 3
Coding region: 110-517 (135 amino acids)
Source: RefSeq, a predicted model, not a curated record